AUGUCUACCGGUAUAGUCCCAACCUCCAUACGACGAUUAAUCAACCUUUACAACACUCUUUCUCAUAAUCACAAUUCACCCUAUGCCGAGCAAAUAGAGUCCUUUCUUCAAAAUACGUCUGACCUGAACCUACGAAACAAGCGAUGGUCGAUAGUUACUAAGAAUGCUCGAAAAGGUCGUGAAUGGAAGGUCGAUAGGAACAGAGAGCGGUGUUUAUUUCAAGAUCCGAUAGACUUUGGUCCCAACGAGCUUAAGAAAACAAAGUACUUAUUUAAAGAUCAAUCGCCGUUUACAAUGAAGGAAGGGCUACUCCCCAAAUCGCUUAAUGCUAGAAAGAAUUCAAGUGUCUAUAGUGUAGAUAUUGAGUCUACCCUCAACUCCUUUUUCAACCCACUUACAACAGCCCCAGUGCAUAAACUGGAUCAACAAACGUUCAAGUAUUACCUACAGCUGUUGACAAGGGUUCCUAUUAUGAUUUUCUUUAAGCAGAAAUGUGACUUAUUGUUGUCUUCUUCACUAGAUAAGUGGAAUCAACCAUAUUUUGACAUGAGGAGGAGGACACAAUUGGAGAAUGCGAGGUUUGAGGAGAAAAAAGUGAUUUUCAACUUGACCAAAGUAACUCGCCCUGAUAUACUCUCGUUAGCACUCAAGAGUGAGAAUUAUAUGAAAACAACAGGUCAAAAUUUCAACAAGUUGGUGAAAAAUCUACCGUGGGAUGAGGUCAAACUAGUUGAUGACAAAUUAGUAAAGUUAUUGGAAAAGGAGCAGCAGAUUAAGGCAUUGGCAAGAUCAAAUCAACAGGAGGUUUCCCAUGAUGAUGAAAAGUUACUUUUUGCAAUAGAUGAGGCGACGCAAAUGACCAAGAAAAAUGCAGAUGUAUCAACCAUUUUAGAGACGUUGCCAUAUAAGUUACACUAUUACAGAUUUUACAUGCUCGAGAUUCUAAAUAUCGACGCCGAUUUUUCCUCAUUUGAGUCGUUGUGGUCUGAUACCGAUUUUGAAAUUGUUGGCGCUAGGUUGGCUCUCAAUGAUUCCAGGAUUGGAUCCUUAUUGCAGCACCUUGUUACUGCUGAGGACCUUCAACACGCUUCAAGCUACGAAGACAUUUUGAAAUUAGCUAAGCCUGAAGAAGUAAAUGUCCAUGGAAUAAACAAUGUUAUCCGCACAAUUGCUUCACAUGGAUUGGUCAAUACCAGUUUAAAUUCGAAAAAGGAUUCAAUUUAUUUGACAAAGAUGAUUGAAUAA
Messenger RNA from Lodderomyces margitis, 1245 nucleotides. RefSeq lists its product as uncharacterized. The record is from RefSeq and is a predicted model, not a curated record. The transcript has a single exon. Bases 1 to 1245 code for a protein of 414 amino acids. NCBI's taxonomy places the organism in Eukaryota, Fungi, Ascomycota, Pichiomycetes, Serinales, Debaryomycetaceae.